Drosophila willistoni is the source of this 1182-nucleotide messenger RNA. RefSeq lists its product as uncharacterized. The transcript has a single exon. Gene Ontology annotation, molecular function: nucleic acid binding. The coding region runs from base 1 to 1182 and encodes 393 amino acids. The record is from RefSeq and is a predicted model, not a curated record. Gene Ontology annotation, biological process: DNA integration. Lineage: Eukaryota; Metazoa; Arthropoda; Insecta; Diptera; Drosophilidae.
AUGUCCUACGUCCUACGCUUUCUACGGCGCACUAAGGGUCCAUUUGGGGACAAGGGCUGUCUUACGUUUGAGGAAAUCACCGCGGCACGCAUUGUAUGCUUGCGCCACGCGCAAACCUGCUUUCAGGAUGACUAUCAAUUGCUACUCGCAAAUAAACCAUUGCGAAGUCGAUCUCAGCUGGCUAAACUCUCGCCAAUGAUCGACAAGGACGGACUACUCAGGGUUGGAGGACGCUUGCACCACUCGCAAUUGUCCACAGAGGCGAAACAUCCCGUUUUGCUACCGAAAUCUCAUCGCAUUACCAAGCUGAUACUUGAAUACGAACAUAGGGUCAACCUGCACCCUGGCUUCUCUUCACUAUUUGUAAUGGUACGUCAAAGAUUCUGGAUAUUUGGCACAAGGAACUUGAUGAGGAAAGUCACACACGACUGUUUGGCUUGUUUUCGACAACGGCAUCAUACAUCACAACAAAGGAUGGCUGAUCUACCCAGCAUUCGUGUCACUCAGGCACUUCCAUUUGUAAACACGGGAUGUGACUAUGCUGGUCCAAUCCUUCUUAAGGAUGGAAAGGGGCGCAAACCGCGCAUUGGUAAGGGCUACAUAUGCCUAUUUGUUUGUCUGGUCACAUCGACAAUCCAUCUGGAACUUGUAACGGACUUGAGCACCGACUCAUUCUUGGCCGCGCUAAGACGUUUCGUCUCUCUGCGUGGCAAGUGCAACAAAAUCUAUAGCGACAACGGAACGAAUUUCAUUGGAGCUAAACGCUCUCUUGAUGAAAUGCAGAAGCUGCUGGCAUCUCAACCACACAUCGAAAAGGUUAGGACCACUCUGGCGAAUGAUGGCAUUCAAUGGGUAUUCAUUCCACCACAUGCUCCUCAUUGGGGAGGAAAAUGGGAAUCUGCAGUCAGAUGCGUAAAGCUGCAUAUUCGCCGAGUCAUUGAGAAAUCUACUCUCACCUACGAGCAGAUGCGAACUCUACUUGCACAAGUCAGUGCAGUGGUCAACUCACGACCCUUGUGCUACAACUCGGACACAGAUGUCAAUUAUUUGUCUCAAGCACAUUUCUUGAUCGGCAGGCCUCUCACAACCAUACCAGAGGCAGACUUAGGCCACAUCCCCGUGGGCCGACUUGGGUACUGGCAAAGUAUCCAAUCUAUGAUGCAAAGCUUCUGGAAGCAAUGA